Messenger RNA from Pseudoliparis swirei, 1162 nucleotides. Its product is annotated as transcription elongation factor 1 homolog. Lineage: Eukaryota; Metazoa; Chordata; Actinopteri; Perciformes; Liparidae. The record is from RefSeq and is a predicted model, not a curated record. Gene Ontology annotation, cellular component: transcription elongation factor complex. Bases 110 to 361 code for a protein of 83 amino acids. The transcript is spliced from 4 exons. Gene Ontology annotation, biological process: transcription elongation by RNA polymerase II. Gene Ontology annotation, molecular function: RNA polymerase II complex binding.
UCCAAUCACUUCACGGGAAACCCAGUCGCCGGGUCUUUGGGGAGGACUUUCCCACUUCACCGCAACGUGUAUCUUCUAAAAAGAAAAGACUCGACUCACUUUGUGUACAAUGGGUCGCCGCAAGUCAAAGAGAAAGCCCCCUCCGAAGAAGAAGCUGACCGGAGACCUGGACUCUCAGUUCACCUGUCCGUUCUGCAAUCACGAGAAGUCAUGUGAUGUCAAAAUGGAGAGAACCAGAAAUACUGGAAUCAUAUCAUGCGCAGUCUGCUUGGAGGAGUUCCAGACCCCUAUUACCUAUCUGUCGGAGCCAGUUGACGUGUACAGUGAUUGGAUAGAUGCCUGUGAAAUAGCCAAUCAGUAGCCCCCAUGGAGCUGGGUGACUUUCAGGAACUUGAAGAUGAGAAUGAGGAGGUGGCUCAUUGGGAUAAAGCUGUUAGGAGGACAUUAAGGGAACUUUUAAUUGUUCAGAGGUUUCUACAUGGUCACUCACAAAUUUGUGAAUCGACAGCAAAAAACGGCGCAAAACAAUUUCAGAUUUGAUAUUUGCGACGGGACUCGAUUUGUCAUAACGCAUUGACCAUUGUUCUAUUUUCAAUAUAUAUAUUUUUAACUGCUAGAUAUUUUUAAAUGCAGAAAUUAGAUUUUUUUAGUAGCGACCUGAAAAGGGCUCCGAUCGUGGCAAUUUAAAUGUGAGAUCAAUAGAGUUCAAUCUUUUUGGGUAGCAUUAAGAGAACGAGAACGGUGUGGAUCUCAUUUUCUUAUCAUACACGUUGACAGUUCAAGCGUGAUGUCACCGCUGCUGUCCACGGUCCUCCUUGUGAAGACAGUUGGAUCUCAAUAUUAUGUUGUUCCACUGGUUAGAGGAACGGGAAUGUGUAGGCUUAACUCUUUGCUGCUAAAACCAAAGGUUUUGAAAAGUCCUUGAAUCAAUCAUUUCAUUGGAUUGUAUGUUUUGGGCUUGCAUUUCUUUUUAAAUCAUACAAUUAUCUUUGUUUUGAAGUGGGAUGUUCAUAAUGUCAUUUUAUCCUGAAAUCAAAUGUUGAUAUUGACUGGUUAUUUUCCUAUGCAACCACAUAUGGUGUUGAAAAGUAGACUGCUUUUAAAAAAUAAAUGUAAUGCACUUGAUAACUGUGAUCUUGGAAAUAAAGGCGAAAUAAGAGUU